AUGGAACGCUCAUCAACCAGUGUCUGGGGGUUCUUUCGUCCCCAGACGCUCCUCUCGCUUUUAGAAUCGCCAUUUUUCUCACUUCUAGAUUCUCCAUCUUCCACCUCGCCAUAUGCCAGCAAAAUGGCCAACCCUGAUACGGGAGUCUUUGGUGCUAUCGGUGCUGUCCUCGGAUAUGUCGGUGCUGAGGUAGCUACUGGCCAGAUCUUUGAGCGUCUGCUAUGGCCCCAGCGCUCCUACGCAAACGUUACGCUGAAAUCGAUCCCUAUCAUGGCCAUUUUGAUGCCCAUGGGCGGGCCGCUACACAUCAUCGCGCUCAAGACCCUGGAUGUCAUGUCCUCUCACGGCUUAUUUAAAGGGGCACGGGUUGGCCACAUGCUCGGAACUGCUUUCUAUCCAGACCAAGAUUGGACUUACACCAGCUGGACGAGCAAUGGCCAAAAGAUCAAGACGGAGUCAGUGCGUAACUGUCUCUGGGUUCGCGCACUGAGUUACAUUCCGAUCCCCAAACUCGGCUGCGAUACACAGCAAGCAACUGAUCAGACUCAUGGAAAACCCGUUCUCAGAUCAGACCAGGUCCGGGCCAAGGUGGCUGUCAGUCAUCUGACCUUGACCAGAGCCACAAAGCAAGACACGGAGUCCAAGAUACCGUUUGUUGACGCAGACGUUGGAAGGCCGGCGUUUCAGGUCUUUCUGGCAAUAUUCAUCACAGAGUCGUCAGCGAUACUCACAGCCGUCGGCGUAGCUGUCUAUUUCAAAUCACUAUGGGCGCUAUGGUGGCUCACUCCCCUGCUUCUCCGUCUUGUCAGUGCCGUGUUUUCAGUAGACCGGAAGCCUCUCGAACCUCUGGAUCUCACAUCUCCCAAUGAAGACUUUUGUGAUUACGAGAUUCACUGUCCUCAGUCUGAAGGAAACUUUAUGCUUCUCACAGGCCCCAAGUCUGUCGUCCAACAGUUUUUCGUCCAUUACGGGCACCCAGUGCGCAACCGGUUUCGAGAAGCAGUACAGCUCGCAAUGGUGGCCCUCUUUGGAUUGCUCUUCCUCUUCGGUUUGUUCUUUUCGGUCAUUUGGAUGCCCAUCGCGGUCCAGAAAGUCUGGGUAUGCUAUCAUUUCUACUCUGGCUUUGCCAUGAUCGUCAUGCGUUACACUUCUAAUGGCACAUCUACGGAGGCCAUAAUUGCAAAGCACUUCAGAAAACAAGAGAAAAAUGUGGUCACUGUGGACAGUGAGAAAAAGGAAACAGCCAUCCUUUUUGGACACUCUCGAGACGGCAACGAGACUAUUAAAGUCAGCUUUGUCCCAACUUACCGUAAUCGCUUCUUGGAGGGGCAAGCAUGCAUGGAUAAACUUUUGCGACGCAAAUCGUGA
Trichoderma gamsii is the source of this 1368-nucleotide messenger RNA. RefSeq lists its product as hypothetical. The record is from RefSeq and is a predicted model, not a curated record. Lineage: Eukaryota; Fungi; Ascomycota; Sordariomycetes; Hypocreales; Hypocreaceae. The transcript has a single exon. The coding region runs from base 1 to 1368 and encodes 455 amino acids.